GCAACAACGCGGUUCUGAGGGUUGCCACUUACUGCCAGACUCGUCCUUUUAAGCCAAGUUGCUUUAUCCUCUCUGCCAGUCGCGUGUGGAAAGCACUAGCAGACACCUUGAACACUUCAAAGUCUUCAGCAUGGUUUGGGAACCUUUAACAUGCUGUGGAAUCAGCAGGAGGACAGCUGGCUUCACCAUAGCCUCCAUUACAGCCAUUUACUGUGUAAUUGACAUUGUUUUUGUCAUUUAUUUCGUGUCCAGCGGGUUCAUCAAUGAGUUGAUGAAACAACAAUGCAACGGAUUUCGAGAGUCUGAUCAUUCUGCAAUUUGUUUUGCCGGUGAUCAUGAAUUCACCUGGGGAAUAGUAACAUCAAUAAUAGUUAGAAUGUUGAUGGCGAUUCUACAUGUUAUCUGUAGCUUCCUCCUCAUCCAUGGUAUCAGAAAGAAUAUUCCACGUCUGAUGGUUCCCUACAUGGUGGUGAUGUCGAUUGCUAUCGGCUUACUGACACUCUUUGCUGUAGCCAUGUUGAUGUUGUUCAUCUUGCUGGACAUCGGGAUUGCUAUGGUAGCGGCUGCCAUCCUCGGAGGAAUUAUUUUCGUCAUGACUUACUUUAACCUCGUGGUUCGAGCCUACUACAUGGAGGUGGAUGGACUCAUGAAGGAUAACGAUCGAAAAAUCUGAACACAAUCCUGUACGAUUUGGACGACCAUCACUUGCACAACACAUAUGAGCCAAUUUGUUAUGGUUAAUCUCACUUGUAAUUUGUGAUUCUUUAACUUUCAUGUUUUUUUUUCUGAAAAAAAAAUCUGUUGCAUAUUAAGCGUUUCUUAUCUUAAUUUUUUCUUUCGCUAUUUAGGGGUUUAGGAAACAUUCAAUAGCUAUUACAACUACUUGUACUAUGUAGAUUAUGUAUGCGAUUUUCAGUACUAGUCACCUAUUGUGGAAAAGCGAUGGUUUACUAAUUACCAAUGAAACGUUUGCUAUGUAUCUUCAGUGUCAUAUAAACUUAUAUAACAAGUUUGAUUCAUUUUA
Messenger RNA from Penaeus vannamei (Pacific white shrimp), 1024 nucleotides. RefSeq lists its product as uncharacterized. NCBI's taxonomy places the organism in Eukaryota, Metazoa, Arthropoda, Malacostraca, Decapoda, Penaeidae. The record is from RefSeq and is a predicted model, not a curated record.